Messenger RNA from Pocillopora damicornis (cauliflower coral), 2884 nucleotides. RefSeq lists its product as uncharacterized. The record is from RefSeq and is a predicted model, not a curated record. Gene Ontology annotation, molecular function: calcium channel activity. Gene Ontology annotation, biological process: calcium ion import across plasma membrane. Gene Ontology annotation, cellular component: plasma membrane. Lineage: Eukaryota; Metazoa; Cnidaria; Anthozoa; Scleractinia; Pocilloporidae.
AUUCGGGUGUGUGGAAUUGUUUAAUAUAGCCGAUGGAAUUCCGUCGCUUUGGACAUAAAUUCAACUGAAUCCAGCAUGGAAAACUCAGACAACAACUAUACAGCUGUUCCGAUGGAACAAAGGCGACCUAACAGCGAUCACAAAGAACAUGCCUUGGAAAAACCUUUUGACGAAGAGUUCUGGGUGAAGGUACAAGAAAAGUUUAAUGCAGGAGAUGUGUCGUGGAAUAGAGCCAUGGAUGAAGUUCGCACUGACAGACUGAUAGCCAUACAUGGUGGAAACACCCUCUUGGUGAUCAUUCGUGAUUGGCCAAUCAGUGAAAAGUAUAGAGAUAAACCAGAACUGAUAGCAAGUCUUGAAUACCUGAUCAGCCGUUUUACUGAAAUUAUUUUAGACAAAGACAAUGACGAAGAGUACAAGUAUUUCCGUGUGGAUGAAGACUUCGCUCGUCCAACUCUGCUUCACCUGGCUGCAGAACAGAAUUUUCUUCAUGUGACCAAGUUGCUUGUUGAAAAGUACCCUUCACUUGUUUACCUAGAAACAGAGGAAGUGGCUGGUGAAAGGCCAUAUUUACCUGUUGAAAAAGCUCUGAUGUCACACAAGGAUGAAACAGCGGCCUAUCUGAUAUCACAGAUGAAACAUGACUGGGUCCAUGAACUGUUUUUGUAUGACAAUGACAUGAGGUUGAAGAGAGCCAAAUUUAAAUUUACGGAGAUCAUCAGCCACAGAGAUCCAGAAACAAAGAAACUGAGGCGAUUCAACAUCCUGUGGUGCGAAUGUUGGUUAUGAGGAAAUGGAAUACGUUUGGUCAUUGGUGGUUUUGCGUUCAAGCGUCUUUCUACAUCGCGUUUCUAACGCUGUUAUCAUACGCCCUCAUCUACGCUUCCACCCUUGAAGAUCCAAAACAGUACAGUGGUCGUGCGGACGGUCUGCGUGCAUUCUGUGAAGUUAUCACUAUUAUCUUUCUGAUGUUUUAUUUCGUCGAAGAGAUCAACCAGGCCGAACGGGAGUGGAAAACUUAUUUCAAGGAUCCUUACAAUUAUUUUGAUUGGUUGGGUCUCAUUUUGACCUUCCUUGUGAUUCCUCUUCGAUUUGCCGAAGUCAGAUCUCAGUGGAGUGUGGCAGCCCUCGGUUAUCUGUUUAAUUUUCUCCGACUUUUCAAGUUUUCGUGCGUUACAAGAACUACUGGUCUGUAUACCAAGACUCUUGCCAAGAUCAUCUACCGUGACAUGACUCGUUUCAGUGUGGUGUUUCUGAUCGUCUUCAUCGGAUUUUGUGGCGCCAUGUUUAUGGCGCUGAAAGCCACAGGCUCGCAAGAACUCUUUACUAAUUACGCCUGGUUGAUGUUGGCGGCCGUACGAGCUCUUGUUGAGCAGCAACCGGCUGAAGAGGACUACUCGAAGUUCAGCUGGUUAGCGAUACUCAUUCUCCUGGCCUACAUGGCGAUGGUGAUUGUGAUUCUGCUCAAUGUUCUUAUCGCACAGUUGAGUUACACGUACAGUGAAGCCAAAACCAACGCAAAGCUGCAAUACGCUAUCGAUCGAAUGCGAAUUGUUACGCGCCUGGAGCACAGCAGAUUUGCCAGAUUUAGUUUAAGAGUGAAAUACUACAAGCAGGGCGACAGAGUCAGUGAAACAGAACUGGCCAAAGAGAUGCUGGAGUACAGUGAUGAAAGACGACCUUGGGAAUCAAUGGAGGAAAAACUGACUCUUAUCAGAGACCUGAUGAGAAAGGUUGUGCGAAAAGUUUCCGAAAAAUCGGAAUGAAGGUGGCAUCGUCAAAUCCUAUUUGUUGUCUAUUUAGCUAAGAAUAUUAUUUUAUUUUUCCUAGGAUUUUUGUAAAGAAGUUAAAUAUUUUUUUUUGUUGAAGAUAACUUUGUUAUAGCUCACGGUGCAAAUGUUUUGUAACAAUGUUAGUCUUAGUUCCAAGUACUAUUUUCUUUUCUGGUACAAAAAAGAAAAAGUGGGCAACAUUUUAUGAGUACAGUCCAACGUUAGAAUUUUAACGCCCCUGGAAACGAAUUUGUUAGUUAGCGCAUUUGUCUUGAGAAAUAGGAAAGAAAUGUAAAAUUUAAAACAAAUCCCCGCGAGUUAACACCAGAAAAAAAAUCGUCUUUAGCGCUAAAAAAAAUAGCUCUUUGGAUAAGGAAGUUCGAUCUUGAAUAUUUUGGUAAUUUUCAAAACUCUCUCAACAUCGCCUCUAACUUCUGCAGGUCUAAGAUCAAAAGCGAUCUCGUUUGGAGACUGAAAUAGUAUUUCAAGCAUAAGUAUGAACUACAUUUUAUUAAUAUGUUUCCUUUUUACAGUUAUUGAAUUACUUUUAGAGAGGUAACCUAUGUGAUGAUUUGGUGUUGACCUCUUUAGAAACAUUAAGGUAUUGAUAUUUGCGUCAACUAUGAGGUAGCCGUUACCUAGUGCUCAAGCAGAAGAUUUUUCUCAAUAGGGGAGGUAUGAGUGUGGUGGGAGGGUUCCACACUUGUGUCUUGCUGAUAUUUGAGGACCAUGACAAGUCCAUUCUUAUCAUAACCUACUAUCACUUUCUGAAAACUAAGGGGGAACGUCCAUGAAUAUAGACCCCCCCCCCUUUGUCACGCCCAUAUGUUACCCUCUCCUACAUGUUCCAGUUAGCAGAAAACUAGUUUCACUAUAUAAGUCAUUUUCUUUAUUGAGAAAAUAACGUGAAAAACGAAAACGUGUUUGAAGUUGCUUGAGCUAAGUAUUAUAUUAGAAACAAAUAAACAAGAAAACAAGAAAUUAAAUGUAUUAGAAAAAAAUUGAAGUUAAAAAACCCCUUCCCGAUCCCUCUUACUGAAACUAUUUCUUCCCUCAACAAACUUGUUUGGUUAUAUCAGGGAUUACAUUGUAGCGUCUAUAAUCGCCUAAAG